AUGGAACUAGCUAGCAAUCUGCCCUUCCCGCUUCCAGGCAUGUUUAUGAGCGACCGGCUCACAGUGUUCACCAACAUGUACUACCCGCCGUCCAAGAGCGCCAUAGUCGCGCUGAAACUGCUCGACCUUCCAUACAUAGAAAUUGAAGUAUCACCCUUCAGGCCUCCCAGCUGGAUGCAAGCGCACAUCUGGAAGAGUUUACCGCCAAACACCUUUCCAUGCACGUACAUACCGCCGAUUGACUCAUCCAGUACGUCGCAGCUUGUCGCCGGCACCAUUCCCAUUCUUCAGUACCUGCACCUGGUAACCGGCCAGCUUCCAGUGCCGCAGAGCGACGAGUCAUGCGCGGCUCACAACAUGUUGACGUUCUGUCUGGGUGCAAUGCAUUGCUAUUCGCUCAAUCUGUUGUCGAUGUGCAUCACAGAUAAGGUCGCAGGCGAUCGAUACGAGCACUUGCGCUGCCGGUUGUGGCGCUGGCUGCAGAUCAUCAACGACAUCCUUGUGCGCUCAGACGAGGGGAAUUGCGGCCCUUUUUUUGGCGGCGCAAACAAAAUCGGAGUUGCCGAGAUCGUUGGCAUUGUCUACACUGGGCCCUUGCAUACGCACGGGCACGCAUACGGUCUGGUGCCGCCCAUCACGCAAGAGUACUCCCGGUACUACUACUGGCUGCAGAACUCACUGGCCAAUAAGUUUAUACGCGACAACGCAACGUCAAGCCAGGCUCUGUCCAAAGACGGCCUAUUUCUAAACGACUGGCAGCAGGCAGCACUGCCACGGUCAACUGCGCUUAGCGGUGUUCAAAUGCAAAUAUCGCCAUAA
Messenger RNA from Kickxella alabastrina, 819 nucleotides. RefSeq lists its product as uncharacterized. Bases 1 to 819 code for a protein of 272 amino acids. NCBI's taxonomy places the organism in Eukaryota, Fungi, Kickxellomycota, Kickxellomycetes, Kickxellales, Kickxellaceae. The transcript has a single exon. The record is from RefSeq and is a predicted model, not a curated record.